CCUUGUGGAAAAAAAAAUCAUAUCGCAGUCAGCGUCGCGACGCCACCGCUGCCAGUUAACUUCGCUGUUAACGUGGCUAUAAUUGCAAGCCUCUUGCAAGAAAGCAACCUUAAUUGUUGUAAACAAGCGCCCGGGCUCGGUUCAUUUAGUAAUACAAAAAUACAAAAAAAAAAAUUAACUGAAACAUUUACAAAAGUGUUCCGCGAGUUGUUUAAUCAUUCAUUUGUUAUUAUUGUUGAUAAAGGUCGUGAUAUUUGUUUGGCAACAAAGUGAAAAACUAAAAAAGUAUAACCAAAUUGGCGCCAAAUAUUUAAAGACAAAUUAACAAACAAAUAAAUCUGUGAAAAUAAGUGACAAGUAACCUUUGUCCUGAAAAGUUAUUAAGUGAAAAAUAGACAGCCGAAGGAGAUACUUGUGCAUACGUUUAUUGCUCAGAUAAAUUCCCCCCUGUGUGGUAAAAACUCAUAAAAAAAAUAUAUUUUUAAAAAAAGAGUGUUUUUUUUAAUCAAUAUUUGAACAACAAAUCAGCAAUGCGAGCAAGCUGUAUCUGCGAGAUACACUUUUCUACAAAAACCCGAACGAGCUGCCAGAAGAUGCGUAAGCCGAAUUAACACCGAUGCGUUAACACAAUUAGUUGAAAAGUGAAAAACGACAUAAAGUAGGGGCUGGAGAUUAAAUAUAAAAAUAAUAUUGAAUCUAUAUGCCAGGGCGGGUGUGCCGACAAAAAGCGAUCCAACAAAUUGGCAACUUUACACUCGCUGGGGGCUUUCAGUCGCGAAAUGAAGCUCCAGCAUCGCGGCUGAGUCGAAGAAAAACAGACAUAUGUCUCGCAGCUGAAUCUUAGCAAAGUGAUAAAAUAAAAAAUAAAUAAAUAAUUUAAAAAUUAAAUACAACGAAAGAAAAUAUUGAAAUAUUCUAAGCAAUGGCCGAAAUACUAAAGGCAUUGAAUAUAACGGGCAACCUGCUGGCAGGCCUCGAAGACAGCAGCCAUGAAUCGGGGUUAAAUCACACAACUGCCCCUGCCACCGAUGCUGGCGGCCUUAAUGCCACUGCCACCUUGAAUGCCACCACCAGUAGCAGUGGCGAAAAACUCGAUUUGGGCGGUUUCGAUCUGCCGGGGAACUACUCCAUACUCAUUAACAAACUGGAGCAGCUGGCCUUGGGCCUGGAUUCGGCGCUCGGCAAUUUCACCAUCGACCGGCAGGAGGUGGAGAUCAAUCUGAGUGGCGCCGCCUCGGCCAACGAUGUGGCAGAUGUGGCGGAUGAUCUCUUCAACGAUGUCCUCCCAGCAGCUAGAUCCCCGACACCCCAUAUAGCCCAUGGUUCCAGGAUAUACACGGGCGACGAUGAAAAGGACUUUGCCCAUGUGGUUAGCGAUAUUUGGAUAGGCGUCAUCCUGACCCUCCUCAUUGUCUUUGUGAUAUUCUUCAUUUGUGCUUGCUUUGUCUACCACAAGUUCCAGCAGUGGAAGAAUUCAUAUCGUGCCAAUCACAGUGAUGCCACAAUUGAAAUCUGUCGCCGUUGCCCGCCAGACUAUGAGGCAGAGUCCCUACCCUCGUACACCAUAGUUUCUGGGCUGCCCACCUACGACGAUGCCCUGGAGGAGUUCCGUAAGGCGGGCAUCAUCCUCACCCCGGCCGUAGUCCCAAUUAUCAAGAUAUUCGAGUGCAACGAUAACGGUGGCAAGGAGCCUGCCGUGGGCUAUAGUUUGGUGGAGACAAACGUGCCUGGUCUAGAUGGAGGGGCAGCGGAUACCGUCUCCAUAGCCUCGACCACCUGCAAUUGCGGCAACUCCUCGCCCACGUCCUCGCUGCCAAGUUAUAGUGCCGCCACAGCGGCUGCCAUGGCGGUGGCUGCAGCUGCUCCGCCCCAGGUGAUCGAACUGUCCCCGGAACACCUCGCCUCCUUGUCGCAGAAGCGUCUCUCUCUCCAGAUCUCAUUCAACAACUCGGUGCGCCGCCAAUCCCCAUCCGGAGCAGCUCUCCGGAAUCACCUACUUCGAUCGCGAGCCGUGGGGAACACUGCCGGAAUGGGUCCGCUGGAGGCUGGUUCCGGUACAAUUGCGGUGGCUGCUGUUCACGGGUCAGGGGGUGCUGGUGCCCAGAUCCUGCCCGCCCUGCACCGCUCCUCGUCCACGCUCUCACUGUCCAAUGAGCGCCAGUUGCUGGAUCAACGUCUCAGGCACCUGCAUCACCGUGGCUCCCUUUACUGAGAGCAGACCGUGAGGUUCCCAACUGCCUGGUUAUUCCUUCCUAAAUCGUAUUCCUUACAUAAUCCCAAGAGUUGUUAGUUUUAAGCCUCAAACAAUAAACAUUUGUUAUUUUUUAAAGUUA
Molecule: messenger RNA, 2333 nt
Organism: Drosophila ananassae
Lineage: Eukaryota; Metazoa; Arthropoda; Insecta; Diptera; Drosophilidae
Gene: comm3
Exons: 3
Coding region: 923-2212 (429 amino acids)
Biological process (GO): axon guidance
Source: RefSeq, a predicted model, not a curated record